GACCACCACCCCGUCGUGCCGUCGCUGACGGAACUCGCGGCGAAGCGGGUCGCCUCGCACAUCCCCUUCGAGCUGGUGGAGCACGUGUACCCGCCGGUGCCGGAGCAGCUGCAGCUGCGCAUCGCCUUCUGGAGCUUCGCUGACGACGAGGAGGACAUCCGGCUGUACUCGUGUCUCGCGAACGGCUCGGCGGACGAGUUCUCGAAGGGCGAGGGGCUGUUCAGGAACCGGAUGGUAAAAGAUCCGCUGCAGAUUGGUUUCCACCUGUCGGCCAGCGUGCAACAGAGCCCGCGCGGCAUUCACAACGUCGCAGUGACCUUCGACCGCAGGCGCAUCUCGUCGUGCAACUGCACCUGCAACUCGACCGCCUAUUGGUGCUCGCACGUCGUCGCCGUGUGUCUGACGCGCAUCCAUUGGCCCCAUCUGGUGACCCUGCGAGCCCCCGUCUCCGAGUCGCUGUCGCGGCUGCAACGCGAUCAGCUGCAAAAGUUCGCCCAGUACCUCAUCAGCGAGCUGCCGCAGCAAAUCCUGCCGACGGCGCAGCGCUUGCUCGACGAGCUGCUCGGCUCGCAGCCGUCCGCCAUCAAUUCGGUGUGCGGCGCUCCCGAUCCGACGGCCGGCGCCUCCGCCAACGAUCAGACGUCGUGGUAUCUGGACGAGAAGACGCUGCACGACAACAUCAAGAAGAUUCUGAUCAAGUUCUGCGUACCUGCCCCCAUCGUCUUCAGCGACGUGAACUACCUGAGCACUGUCGCCCCACCCGCAGCAGCAGAAUGGACCUCCCUGUUGCGCCCCUUGCGCGGCAGAGAGCCCGAGGGCAUGUGGAAUCUGCUGAGCAUCGUGCGCGAGAUGUUCAAGCGCAACGACCGCAACGCGAUCCCGCUGCUCGAGAUCAUUACCGAGGAGUGUCUGGCGUGCGAGCAGAUACUCAUCUGGUGGUUCAAUACCAAGGUGGCCCUACUGAGUGGCAAUUCUGGAUAUGGAGGUAGCGGGGGAGGAAAGCACAAUAAUGUGAACAGUAACACGCACGCCUCCCAGCAUGCUUGCUCAUCUUUGUGCGAAGAAGUCGUCGUCUUGUGGAGACUGGCGGCUCUAAAUCCUGGAUUGGCGCCUUCCGAAAGAGAUAUGCUACAUAAUCAGUUCACUAUUUGGCACAUGAAGACGCUGGAGAAAAUCAGCAAAUGUCGCAACACGACCACCGGCUCGCAAUCGCACUACAACAAGAACUCCACCUUGCUGAAGAUGGACCUCGAGGUGUUCACGGGCUUCAAGCCGGCCAUCGAGGCGUGCUACCUGGACUGGGACGACUAUCCCAUGCCCGGCAUCACCUACACCCAGGACAUCAACCCCAUGUACCAUUGUCCGUUCACCUGUUUCAGGCAUGGGCCUGACGGGAACCGCGGGGAGAGUCAAGUCACCCAGGUGAAUUCAAGCAAAGCCGUCCUGAACUGCGAGAACCCACACGCGCACGCUGCUCACACCCAUCACCAUCACCACCACCAUCACCACCAUCAUUCGCAUUCGAGGGUGACGCGGUUCGAUUACGCUAACGUCAUGAGUCUGAACCCUGUGGAAUACCAGCCGCCGCCUCAUCCCCAGUUGAAUGACAGAGAUGGGAAUAGAUCCAGCGUCAGCAGCGAGGGAUUUUGUGAGGUCGACGAUGACAUAAAUUUGCUUCAAGAGAACAGGUUCAACGAUUCUGACUCUCAAGAAGGUGGUGGCAGUGACUCUUCAAGCAACAGCAGCCAAGACAGCAACACACCCUCGACAGCGCAACAUUCCAUCAAUCUGAGCGACAACGACACCAGCAAAACCAACUACAAGCCCGUGCUGCCACCUAUUUCCAUUCCUAGUACUUCGAAUGUCUGGAUCAAGAACGCACAAUCGGAACCGCUCUCGUCGACGUCUCGCAGGCCGUCCAAGGACGAAUCGACCUUCUCCUCCAACUCCGACUCGCCCCAAUCCGGCGACGAGUACAACGCCUACUUCUACCCGCCCAAUCCCGAGGACCCCGCCCCGUCACCGCCCACCCGCACCACGCCGAAGAGAGAGGAGGGGGAAGAGGGGGACGGUCUGCCCCGCGGGCAGUUGAGGAAGGGCGACGACCCGUGGGACGUGCUGUUCUCGCGCGCCGAAGGGCUGCACGCUCACGGUCACAACAGGGAGGCGUGUUUUUUGGGCGUCAAGUUGGCCGAGGAGUUGCUGAUGCAUCCGCCGGAUUUGAUGAUCGAGAUACCGCCCGUGCCCAGAAAGAAAGGCAAGAAGCAGCAAGUGAACCCCGCCACCCACCAGCUGAGCUGCCUGGCCUCGGGCACGCUCUCGAAGUGCGCCUUCCUGUGUUCGGUUCUGGCGGAGAACAGCGAACACUACCACUUGGCCUUCCGCGUGGGGAUGUUCGGCCUGGAGAUGGCAAGACCGCCGGCCAGCACCAAGUCUCUCGAGGUGAAGUUGGCCAAUCAGGAAGCGGACCUCGUCAACCUGCUCAAGCGUAUCCCGCUCGGGCACAGAGAAUUACAGAUACUGCGCGAACGCGCCGAGCUGCUCAAAGAAGGCACGCUGCGAUCUAGGGGCGAGGCGAUGUUGCCGAUCACUCUGGCCAGCUUCAUAUUCGACGCGCUAGUCAUGCCGACGUUCGUGGGCAGGGAUAGGGCGAAGGUGGUCAGCAUGCGGUUGCCCUCCGACGAGCCGCUAGGCUUCGAGGCGGCAGUGGCGGCGUUGGGGCUCAAGGCGAACGUGUCUGAGGCAGAUCAUCCUUUGCUGUGCGAAGGUACGAGAAGACAGAGAGGGGAUUUGGCCAUAGCCCUCUUGAUGUUCUACAAGGACGAUUGUUGGAAGAUCGCCCGGAUAAUGGACAGACUGUUGGACAAGGAGGUGCACCAGCUGCUGAAGACGCCCAUCAUCAGUUCCUACUACUCGAGUAAUCCGCCCAUCAAGAGCCAGCUGAGCAACUUGAGGAGAGACGACAGCGACAAAGUUAUGACGCCGAUGAGCAGCUUCCUGCCCCAGGCUGAGAUGAUCCCUGCUGAUAUUGCCUGUUGUAGUCGACCGCACAGCUCGACCAGUGCCGAAAUCGAGCAAUCUAUGUCGACCAUGUCGGUGGGCGGUAGCCAGCAACCUGGCGUGUCCACCGCCCAAGGGGGCGGAGCCAUCACCCGCACGAAGGACGGGCGGUACAAGGGUAAGCGUGCCUACCCCUCCAUCCCGAACCAGCCCUCCGAAGCGGGCGCCCACUUCAUGUUCGAGCUGGCGAAGACCGUGUUGAAUAAGGCUGGCGGCACUUCGAGCACCUCGUUGUUCACGCAGCCUUCGACCAGUCAGAAUCACCACGGGCCCAACAGGGCUUUGCACAUGUGCGCCUUCCAGCUGGGGCUGUACGCCCUCGGGCUGCACAAUUGCGUCAGUCCGAACUGGUUGAGCAGGACGUACUCGUCGCACGUCUCUUGGAUAACAGGCCAAGCGAUGGAGAUCGGCGCGUCGGCCAUCUCCUUCCUCAUCGACACGUGGGAGGCGCACCUCACGCCACCAGAGGCCGCCAGCAUCGCCGAUCGUGCCUCUCGCGGCUGCGACCUCAACAUGGUGCGCGCCGCCGCCGAACUGGCGCUCGGCUGCCUCCCUCACGCGCACGCGCUCAACCCCAACGAGAUACAGCGCGCCAUCUUGCAGUGCAAGGAGCAGAGCGACGAGACGCUCGAGCGCGCCUGUCUGACGGUGGAGCAGGCUGCCAAGGGCGGUGGGGUGUAUCCGGAGGUGCUGUUCCAGGUGGCCAAGUACUGGUACGAGCUGUACGUCAGGCAUACUCCUGGAGGCGAGCAAAUGAUGGAUAACGAAAUGGCACACGACCAACUGAUGGACGCCCAUGGAGCUUUAGUAGCGUUGAUUGAGCAACCUGGACCUGUUGAAGUGCAACCCACUGCUGCUUCGGUAGUAGUCACCACAGCGCCGCCAUAUACGCACCCCGCUCCCCCCGUCGGCAUGUACGUCGGCCACUACAACUUUCUUCCGCACGUCCACCACCCACAAAUCACCUACGGGGGCCCUAUACACCCCCUGCACCAACCCCCACCCCCACCGCCGCCUGCCCACGUGCAAAUGUACCCGUUCCCCUACCCCCCGCCCCAAGCCGCCGCCCCGCCCUUCCCGCCCAUCCCGACGUCGUACGCCGGCCUGCCGCCGCCCCCGCCUGCGCAGAACGUCGCGCCCUCUGUCCAGCAGCAGCAGCAGUACGUGGCUCCGCCCACCGUGUUCGCUAGUCCGCCGCUGCAGCAGCAGCAACAGGUGCCGCUACAGCAGCAGCAACAAGUGCCGCCCGCGCAGGGGCAGCUGCAGUACUACGGGCCGACGAUGGCGAUUGCGCAGCCGGUGCAGGGGUUGAGGCCGCCCGGUGCCCAUAUUUAUCCUGCGCCGCCUCCAGGAAUGGCACCUCAUCCGCAACAAGUGAUCGCAAGACCGCAUAGGCCACACCAGAUCAACCAAACGCAGCUUAGGUAUCUGCUGACCUCCUACAGGGUGGGCAUGCUCGCCUUAGAGACCUUAGCGAGGCGGGUGCACGACGAUAGGCCGCAAGCGAAGUACGCCCGGAAUCCACCCUACGGAGAUGAUGUCAAAUGGCUGUUGGGCGUAUCGAAACAAUUAGGCACGCAAUACCUGCACCACUUCUGCGUGUGCGCCGUCAACUCGAUCGUCAGCCCGUUCGUGUUGCACGACGUCGCCAUCGAGGCCGCUACCUAUCUCUCGCGCAACAACCCCGGUCUGGUGAUGCAGCACCUGCGCACCGCUCUCACGCCGCUGGUGCAAAAGUGCCAGCAGAUGUACAUACAAUGCAUGCACCAGAAGCUGUACCAUCUGACUGCCGCAGACUACGAGGACUUCGUGAGCAUCGUUUGUGCGGCGAGGGCGGCCUUUCAGAUCACGCCCGACGGGUCGGCGCAGUUCAAAGAGUGGCUGCAGUCGAUCAGGAGGUCGAAGUCCUGCAAGAAAGACCUCUGGUCCCAGAUAAACACCGCCCUGCAGGCGAACACCAAAUGACAAAGGCCCGACCUAGCGACGCCAUCUAGCGGCGGCAGUGGCGUCGGUUUCUCCUACCAGCGCCCGGAAACCGCCUCAGACGAUCCCGCCGUCGACCGCCUUCAUCUGUGCAACUUCGCGCAGCCCGAAGCGGGCAGGCCGAUCUUCUUGGUGCAACAGCGCGAGGUGGUGUUCGAGCCGUCUGGCAACGCCGCUGCAGCGGGGUGGGGGAAUGCUGCGCGCACGAACGAUGCGUCUCCGCCCAGCAGCUGAUUCGUCUUCGGGGGCGUGGUUUGGAAUUGGAAGGGCGUGGUGGUGGGCGGGGUUAGGUGGGAGGUUAUUCGGUCUGGGGUGGUCUUGAGGUUCGUGUAGCCCUCGGAAUGGAGAAGGUCGUGAUGGAAAUCUGGUUUGUAACACAGUAUACCGUCUUACGGAAAUCAGUAAUUUCACUUUGUGUCAGAACGUUUGAUGUUGGUGUCCACAAGUUCUAUUUUUUGCCAGACCAGUGCGCAUACCACCACUCACAGACUCGUGUGUUUCAGGCUUGGUCGAGCUAGGGUCCCUAGAUGGAAAUUGACGUUGAAGUCACCUUAACAGGGUACGGACAGAUCAUAGCUGCAUACUUUUUUAGUGAUCUAGAGACUUUGGUUUUGUCUACUGAAAUCCCUGACAUUGCUGUCACGUCACAUCCAUGGGCGCAACAGAAAAUCAUUCAAAAUUUUAAUAAUAGGUAUGUACAGGGUAUUAACUUGUUGAGGAAGAUCAUAUGGCGAACAAGUUUUGUAAUUGUGAUCCGAUUCUAUUCAAAAUUGGAAGGUAUCUGGGGUUUCCCGGUGUUGGAGAUGAUGAUUGUUUCGUCUUGGAAAAUGGCGAAAGACAUUCGUUUAUUUAACUAUUACUCUACCAUAAAUAGAAAAUAUGUAGGAUGCAAGAGUGAAAAUAACGUGCCUAUAAGUUAUACUGUGUAUACCUACUUCUUUGUUACUUUCAUCAAUAAAUUAUUCGACAAUUACUUUUUAUUUAAGGGAGACGGAAAAAUCAUAU
Phaedon cochleariae (mustard beetle) is the source of this 6048-nucleotide messenger RNA. NCBI's taxonomy places the organism in Eukaryota, Metazoa, Arthropoda, Insecta, Coleoptera, Chrysomelidae. The record is from the annotation of a GenBank genome assembly.